GGCACGAACCCUAUCCUCCUCUUUGAAGAUAGAAAAGUUAAUAGUCAAUGCAUAUUGCCUCUCCAAAUUUUAUUUUUUUUUAUUUUUUUCUCCUGACAAUCAGUGAAAGAGACUCGAACAUGAACCAAGUUCAUUUUGUGCCUAUAUAAUACAGAAAGACCAAAAUGAAAGAGCACAAGGGAAAGGACAAGAUGGACGUUCUUCACAUGAAUGCUGGUAAUGGAGAAACUAGCUACGCCAAGAAUUCAAUCCUUCAGAAAAAAGUGAUGCUAAAGGCGCAGCCCCUACUAGAAGACACCCUCAACGACAUGUAUAAUGAAGACUUCCCUAAGUGCUUUAAGAUAGCAGAUUUGGGUUGCUCUUCAGGUCCAAAUACCCUUUUUGUCAUCUCCGAAAUCAUCAACACAAUUCAUGGUUUGUGCCAGCAAAAUAAUUCCAAACCACCUGAAUUCCAAGUGUAUCUAAAUGAUCUUCCAGACAAUGACUUCAACACCAUUUUCAAAUCACUACCGGUAUUCUACGAGAAGCUCAAAAAAAGCAGAGGAGAGGAGUUGAGUCCUUGUUUUGUAUCGGGAUCACCAGGUUCUUUCUAUGACAGGCUUUUCCCGACCAGUAGCUUACACUUCGUUCAUUCUUCUUACAGUGUCCAUUGGCUCUCUAAGGUUCCUGAAAGGCUGGAUAAUAACAAGGGCAACAUCAUAUACAUGACCAAGACAAGUAAUUUUCAUGUGUUUGAAGCAUACUUGAAGCAAUUUCAAAACGAUUUCUCGACAUUUCUAAGAUUACGCUCCGAAGAAAUAAUACCCGGAGGGCGUAUGGUUCUAACAUUCAGAGGUAGGAGUACUGCAGAUCCUACAAGCAAAGAUUCUCCCACUCUCAAUGAAAUCCUCCAAGAAUCGCUUCUCAACAUGGUGGCUGAGGGGCUCAUUGAAGAAGCUCAAGUUGAUUCAUUCAAUUUGCCCAUUUAUGCACCCUACAAGGAUGAAGUAAAGGCUAUAAUUCACAAGGAAGCAUCCUUUACUCUUGACAGGCUAGACACUUUUGAGGUCGAUUGGGACUCCAGAGACAAAGAUGAUGACAAACACUAUAUUUUUGACAAACAGACGAGUGGGGAAAAUGUGGCAAGAUGGUCUAGAGCUAUUUGGGAGCCCAUAUUGGCUAAUCAUUUCGGAGAGACAGUCAUUGAUGAACUGUUUGCAAGAUUUGCAAAGCAUGUGGCUGAGCAUCUGUCUGCGGAGAAAGCAAAGAUAUUCAGUAUAGUCAUUUCGUUAAGAAAGAAGUGACCGUUAACCAAUGGACCAUUAGCCCAAUGGAAAAACCUCUCCUCCUUCAAAAGAGAGGUGAGGGAUUCAAGCCCGCAAUGGCAAUUUGUGAAGUAAGCGUGUUUGUGGAGUGUGUGUGUGUGUGUGUGUGAGCACUUACCUGACCAUUCAAAAAUGGGCAGGUGAUGAAACCUAAAGCUUUCCCGUGAUUGCUUUGCAUCCAAGAGAAAACUGCAUUGUUGCAAAAUGAUCAGUCUUGGCUCUAUGAACAAAAAUAAGGCAUUCUAUUAAUCUGAUUUCAUUUCAUGAAUUUUUCAACUUUUCAUAAAACAGGUACUGGUUACCUAAUUAAAUAUCAGAUUUCAGGUUGAUAAUUCUCAAUCAAGAAUGAAUAUUUGUAAUUUGUUAUACAUGACAUGUAGGGUUAUAGUGCUGUAGCAGGCCCCUAUGCCUUAAUUUCAACCCCAAAUAACUACACUCUAACUAGUUAUCAAUUACGGAGUACUGUGGCGAACACCAUCGUAGCCCAACGGUUUUGUUGCUCCUUGUUGUCCUAGGGAGCUUGGCUUCGAGCCUUCGCACCCUUAAUUUCUGAUCUAACAUUCUUACUUAAAAAAUAAAAAAAAUAAAAAAUUACCCAAAAAAACACACACAACUAGUUAUCAACUAUAUUAUAAUAACAUAACAUCUAUGGUGGAAUCAAUGGAUAACGACUACAGUUGUUGAUCAAUCUCAACUAUAUUAUAAUAACAUAACAUCUAUGGUGGAAUCAAUGGAUAACAACUUUACAGUUGUUGAUCAAUCUCAACUAUAUUAUAAUAAUAAAUUGUUGAAUCAAUGGAUAACAACUUUACAGUUGUUGAUCAAUCAAUUAGUCACUUUGCUGAGCAACAAUGGUUGUAGGGUAGUAGUCUGUCUUUUACUUCACAAAGUGUGUGAGGAAUCAAGUUCCAAAUAGAUUUAUGACUUUCUUGUCAACAAUGAAAAUAUAGAUAUAUAUAUAUAUAU
Molecule: messenger RNA, 2270 nt
Organism: Cornus florida
Lineage: Eukaryota; Viridiplantae; Streptophyta; Magnoliopsida; Cornales; Cornaceae
Product: benzoate carboxyl methyltransferase-like
Exons: 4
Coding region: 165-1283 (372 amino acids)
Biological process (GO): methylation
Molecular function (GO): S-adenosylmethionine-dependent methyltransferase activity
Source: RefSeq, a predicted model, not a curated record